Messenger RNA from Penicillium angulare, 1116 nucleotides. Its product is annotated as casein kinase 1 family protein. Gene Ontology annotation, cellular component: cytoplasm; nucleus. Gene Ontology annotation, biological process: signal transduction; endocytosis; peptidyl-serine phosphorylation. The coding region runs from base 1 to 1116 and encodes 371 amino acids. The transcript has 4 exons. Gene Ontology annotation, molecular function: ATP binding; protein serine/threonine kinase activity. NCBI's taxonomy places the organism in Eukaryota, Fungi, Ascomycota, Eurotiomycetes, Eurotiales, Aspergillaceae. The record is from RefSeq and is a predicted model, not a curated record.
AUGACGACCAUGGAUUUGCGUGUCGGUAACAAGUACCGCAUUGGCCGCAAGAUCGGUAGCGGUUCUUUUGGUGAUAUUUACCUUGGAACCAACAUCAUCUCCGGAGAAGAAAUUGCCAUUAAGCUGGAGAGCGUCAAGGCCAAGCACCCCCAGCUUGAAUAUGAAGCUCGUGUCUACAAGUCUCUUGCCGGUGGUGUCGGUAUCCCCUUUGUCCGCUGGUUCGGUACUGAGUGUGACUACAAUGCUAUGGUCAUCGAUCUUCUGGGCCCUAGUCUGGAGGAUCUCUUCAACUUCUGUAACCGCAAGUUCUCGUUGAAGACAGUGCUUCUUCUCGCCGAUCAGCUCAUUUCCCGUAUCGAGUACAUCCACGCCAAGUCGUUCAUCCACCGCGACAUCAAGCCUGACAACUUCCUUAUGGGUAUCGGUAAGCGUGGAAACCAAGUUAAUGUGAUUGAUUUCGGUCUUGCAAAGAAGUACCGGGACCCCAAGACUCACUUCCACAUCCCAUACCGUGAGAACAAGAACCUCACUGGUACUGCUCGUUAUGCCAGUAUUAACACUCACUUGGGUGUUGAGCAGUCUCGUCGUGAUGAUAUGGAGUCUCUCGGUUACGUGAUGCUCUACUUCUGCCGUGGAUCUUUGCCUUGGCAGGGUCUGAAGGCUGCUACUAAGAAGCAGAAGUACGACCGCAUUAUGGAGAAGAAGAUGACUACCCCCACUGAGGUUUUGUGCCGUGGUUUCCCCAACGAGUUCGCCAUCUACUUGAACUACACUCGUUCGCUCCGCUUUGACGACAAGCCCGACUACUCUUACCUUCGCAAGAUCUUCCGUGACCUCUUCGUCCGCGAGUCUUUCCAAUACGACUAUGUCUUUGACUGGACCGUCUACAAGUACCAGAAGAACGCUGCUAUGAUUGUUGACGCUACCAAGAAGGACAAGGACGAUGAACAGGUACGUCGUCAGGGUGCUCCUGCCGCGGGCCCUAUUCCUGGUGGUGCUGCCAAGCCUGGCGCCAUCUCGGGGCAACGCCGCAAGGUCAUUGACCGUGGCACCCUUGACAACACUGCGGACCCCAACCGUGCCGUGGGAGGGAGUGAUAGGAUUCUUCGGCGUUAG